GGUACAUCCUCGGUGUUGUGUGCAUUUUCAGUAAAGCGUUUGCUCUCCGCUCUAUCUCUCGCAUCGAUAAAUCAAGCGCCAGCAUGAAGACGGUAAUCUUAUUAUCUCUGUUGGUGGUCGCGUGCGUGGCGGCACCGCCGCCGCAGCAGCAGAGUCAAUACGCGGGUAUAACGAUCACGAAGCAAGAGGAAAACAAUAACAUCGGAGUGGACGGCUACCAUUACAGCUACGAGCAAAGCGACGGCCACAAGAAAGAAGAAACAGCUGUGAUCACCAACCCUGGUACCGAUGACGAAGCUCUCGAGGUCACCGGCAGUUAUCAGUUCCAGACUCCCGACGGCAAGACCUUCAGGGUUGACUAUAAAGCCGACAAGGACGGCUUCCAUCCUACCAUCACGCUCGUCUAAGCGCGUGUCGCAUAUUUUACUUCCAAAUGCCUUCCUCUCUGUUGAUUAUGAGCUGCUUCCGCGUCACCUAAAAGUGCAGCCGAUCGUGUCGUAAAGCCAGUGUUAAUAUCUACCAUUUAACCAUAUGAUAAUUCUAAGCUGUCCUUGUAAUAAUACUCUGAGAACGUGGCGCAUUUAUUCAUUGUCAUAUUCUAUCGAAAUUAGUACUUAGACCCGAUUUCGAACUGGACAUUUGUUUUUUAUUCAAAAAUCUGACAGGUUUUAUUUCUUUAAAGUAUAUUUCUUCCGAUGUUUGCUAUCAUUUGGGAAUAAAUCACUCAGGCAGCAAUUGAUAAAUACAAUUUUUUUUCAUACAAUUAAAUAUGAAAAUAAUACAAUCUACUAUUAAGUUCUAAAACAAUAUUUGUAAUCACGUUCAAGAUUGUAAAUUUUAUAUUUUUAACUAAUAAAAAUGAAUUGUAAAUAAUCUUAUUUCUUUUAUCAUUUGAUUUGGAAGACAUUAUUUUUUAUCAAAGAGAAGUUUAUGGGUGAUUCUUGACUAUUUUGAUAGGCUCACAGACACGAAGCAACGGAUUUUUUCAAAUUUUGCACAACUGUUGUAUACAUUGAAGUAAAUUU
This is a messenger RNA of Phymastichus coffea, 1025 nucleotides long. Its product is annotated as flexible cuticle protein 12-like. The coding region runs from base 84 to 407 and encodes 107 amino acids. Gene Ontology annotation, molecular function: structural constituent of chitin-based larval cuticle. Gene Ontology annotation, cellular component: chitin-based extracellular matrix. The record is from RefSeq and is a predicted model, not a curated record. The transcript has 2 exons. Lineage: Eukaryota; Metazoa; Arthropoda; Insecta; Hymenoptera; Eulophidae.